Beta vulgaris subsp. vulgaris (sugar beet) is the source of this 1319-nucleotide messenger RNA. Its product is annotated as hypersensitive-induced response protein 2. The coding region runs from base 174 to 1034 and encodes 286 amino acids. The record is from RefSeq and is a predicted model, not a curated record. The transcript is spliced from 6 exons. NCBI's taxonomy places the organism in Eukaryota, Viridiplantae, Streptophyta, Magnoliopsida, Caryophyllales, Amaranthaceae.
AGUAAUAACUUCUUAGUUGUUAGUUGUUACUAAGGGAAGUCCUUUUCUCACGAUAUUGCUUACUAUAAGUUAUAACUGGAGACAGCUUUCUCUUUUUCGUGCUUGUCAAAUUCUUUCACUUUUCGAUUUUCGUAGGUUUUUCUCUCUCAUUUGAUCUUCAAGAGAACCAAACCAUGGGACAAGCUUUGGGAUGUGUUCAAGUGGACCAGUCAACUGUGGCAAUUAGCGAGAGAUUUGGAAAGUUCCAAGAUGUGCUAGAUCCCGGAUGUCACUGUGUUCCAUGGUGCCUUGGGAGCCAGUUGGCUGGUCAACUUACCUUGCGUCUACAGCAACUUGAUGUUCGCUGUGAAACCAAAACUAAGGAUAAUGUUUUUGUCACAGUGGUUGCAUCUGUGCAAUAUCGAGCACUGGCAGAAAAGGCAGCGGAUGCUUUCUAUAAGCUCAGUAACACUAGGGAACAGAUCCAAGCUUAUGUCUUUGAUGUUAUUCGUGCUAGUGUUCCCAAACUGUACCUUGACUCUGCAUUUGAGCAGAAGAAUGAUAUUGCAAAGGCUGUUGAAGAAGAGCUGGAGAAGGCCAUGUCAGCUUACGGCUAUGAGAUAGUUCAAACUCUUAUCGUGGAUAUCGAACCUGAUGUGAAUGUCAAGAGAGCAAUGAAUGAGAUCAAUGCAGCUGCUAGAAUGAGACUCGCGGCAAACGAGAAGGCUGAAGCAGAAAAGAUACUGCAAAUAAAGAGAGCUGAAGGAGAGGCAGAAGCUAAAUAUCUGUCAGGGCUGGGUAUAGCUAGGCAGCGUCAAGCUAUUGUUGAUGGGCUGAGAGACAGCGUGCUCAACUUCUCUGAGACUGUUCCUGGCACAAGUGCUAAGGAUGUCAUGGACAUGGUUCUAGUGACCCAGUACUUUGACACAAUGAAAGAGAUCGGUGCGUCAUCAAAGUCAUCCGCUGUGUUCAUUCCUCACGGUCCAGGCGCUGUAAAGGACAUUGCAACUCAAAUUAGAGAUGGCCUCCUUCAGGGAAACACAAUGGAGAGGUAGUAAGGUUAAGAUGUUGAUCUUUGCCCUCAUCAAGUUUGCUGUAUAUGUCCAGUAUGCAUUUCAAUGGAGUCAUCUUAUUCUGUGGUAAAUGAUGUAUAGAAAUUGCUUGGUGCGUUUAGAUAUGAAGAAGGGGAGGGGGGGAUUUAAUUUGGUAUUGUUCAGACAUUAUAUUGGUAUUUUGCAGCUUUGAUAGGAUUACUGAAACUGGUUUUGUUAAUGUUUGUGCUAAAUAAUCUUUCUAUUAGAUUCAGCUACUUUUGAAGCAUUUAUUAUUCCUCACUGUGA